This is a messenger RNA of Nymphalis io (European peacock), 3053 nucleotides long. Its product is annotated as peptidyl-prolyl cis-trans isomerase E-like. The transcript has a single exon. Gene Ontology annotation, biological process: protein peptidyl-prolyl isomerization. The record is from RefSeq and is a predicted model, not a curated record. NCBI's taxonomy places the organism in Eukaryota, Metazoa, Arthropoda, Insecta, Lepidoptera, Nymphalidae. Bases 200 to 1696 code for a protein of 498 amino acids. Gene Ontology annotation, molecular function: peptidyl-prolyl cis-trans isomerase activity.
GCGACGUGAAGCUCGGCGCAGAAGCGAAAAACAACAUGGCGUAUGUACACAAAACGUAAAAUGAUGUGGCACUCCACAUCAAUAGUAUUAUUUUAGUUAUAAAUUAUUAAUAGUUUUAAAACGAACCCGGAGUUUUGGGAACCGAAUACCCUAAAAUGUGAGCCUAAUAUUAAAAACAAACGCCGCAUCGAACAGGACGAUGGCGUGCUUCGCGCUCGAAGACAUCGAAGAGCUAGCGCUGUGCUCCUGCUGUAAGUGCGCCUUCGACGACGCAGAUAGAGCGCCCAAGAUCCUCGCGUGCAAACAUCACUUCUGUUUGGCGUGCACACGCGGCGUGCUCGGCGGCAGCCGCGAGGUGCGCUGCGUGCACUGCUGGAAGCGCACUGAGCUCCCCGAAGGCCGCGCAGAGGCUUUACCAACAUACGCGGCGGUGCUCGCUCUGGCAAGGAAACUGGCACCGGAGCCGCCUUGCGCUACUCACGCGCUGCCUGCUCUCUGGUGCGCAGCUUGCGGCGUGCGCGUUUGUCGAGCUUGUGACCAUUCACAUCACGCACACCCGUUGCGUCCCCCGCGGGAAGCACGGAUUCAGUUACAACGCGACGCUCGACUUCUGUUAGCCGAUCUGCAGCGUCUGGCCGCACGCCAACGUGACUUCCUGUUGCGCGCUCUUGAUGCUGCGACGGCGCUCAAAGUGCGCCUUGAGGCAGAACUUGCCGCGCCGGGCGGCCUUCUGUCAGCUACCGAGCGUGCACUCAUCGAGAUAGACUACGCUUUCGGUUCACUCGCUACAGCAUCUUCAGAACGAGAUCGCCUACGUGCGCGCCACGCCGAGGCGCUUCUGCAAUGCCGACUUGACGAUCUCAUUCGCAACGCGAGCAUUCCGCUCGACUUCGAGCUGUUGCGUCGGGCCCUCGCCGGUCUUGGAACAGCGGAAUUUACUUCUUCAUCAAUGGCAGAGUGUCGCGAUCCCGUUCUAUUUCUGGCCAACUAUUGCACGGCGCAGCUGUACACGCGACACUGCCUGGCGCGACGGGCUCGGCUCAUGGACGGCGCGACAGACAGCAUGGCAGCGACGCUUGAACUAGACGCGGCUCCGGACAUCUUAUCAGAUGCUGUGGACGCCUCUCCGGGGGCGACGAGUGGAACGACGGUGUCCAAUGCCGCCGUGGGAUCUCCUAUACUGCGCAAUCCUAUUGUGUUCCCUCUUUUUUAUUUUAAUAUAGAAGUAAACGGCUCGCCUUUCGGUCGCGUUGUGAUAGAAGUGCGCGAAGACGUUGCGCCGCGGAUGUCACGUAAUUUUUCCAUACUCACGACGGGUGAGCUGGGCUUAGGAUACCGCGGUUGCUCCGUUUUUCAGUGCUGGGAAAAUGAAAGCAUAAUAACGGGUGAUUUCGAAUUGAAUAACGGCCGCGGCGGUCGCUCAGUAUUCGAGGAAAGUUUCUUCAUGCCGGAUGAUACUAAGAUGGUAGCAGUUCGGGGUGCUGUGGGUAUGCGUCGUUCACAGAAACGUCAUGACAACUUAGGAUUGGUCGGGUCACAGUUUCGCAUCAUGCUCCGUGAGAUACGAGGCUUCACCGCCAUUUUUGCAUUCGUAGUAGAGGGCCUAGAUGUGGUCGAACGUUUAAGCCGCAUAGGCGACAGUGCCGGCAAGCCGCAAAGCACUAUCAUCAUCGCCAGCUGUGGCAAGCUCAAUUAACUUGCGCGUUUGUUUUCGAGCAUAUCAGUCGCGUCAUUUUAAACCUCCGAUCUCUCACCACCUUGUACCUUAUUUACAUUUUCUAAUCGUUGGACCAACCCUUAUAGUUUUGUCUUUAAAUUUUACUCAAACUGAACUAUUUUUGUAAGUAUAGAACGUUUUGAAGUAUUUACGCGAAGUUCGUCGGCUUGAGCUUCUAUACUAGUUUUAUUUGCGUUAAGUCAGUGUUGGGGUAAUGAGUGACGUUGUCGUGAUCGCGUGCUGUAUUGUAGCUUUCGUGUCCCGUUUCGCGAAAGCAAGUAAUACCGGCAACAGGGGUUCGGCGGUCGACGUACGUCGUCGGCCGUUCGUUUCGUUUCGUCCUAGAGUUUCAAAGCGUAGCGCAACGUGCGCCAGGGCUUCAACAACUCAUCUCGUUAGCGAGUUGGCCUAGUCUAGAUAUAUGUCCGAUUUAAAUGAAUAUAUUUUUGUUAUAAGUAUAAGAGUGCAUGUGGAGCGCUAGACGCGUUUGUUUAGCGUCAUUCAGAGUUUAAUCACCUCUGGUCGCACCUCAUCACGUUGUAAUAUUUAAGAGUUUAAAUAUAAAUUUUCGAUCGUAUAUGUGUCAAUAUAAAUGUUAAAUGUUAUAGAUGAAUAUUAUUGAUAGAGAUUUAUUUUGAGCGAGUCGCGCCGUCGCUCACCGUCGUUUGUGCGUAACGUAUAUCGAGCGCAGAAUGUUCGUUCUUGUAUCGACGUUAGUAUAAGCAUAUAGAUAAAUAUAUUUACAAGCUAUCGUUACCUCUCGAAAAGCGAUAUUCUUCGAAGCGAUACUAUUUAAUGAUAUAUCUAGCACGAAUUAAAUCUUCGGAAGCAAAAGACUGUGAUGAUAAGUAAGUAAGGCAGAUUGAGGAGGCCCAAAGUCUUCUGCCGGUGAGUGCCUGCUUAUUAUUGGGUAAAUAAACAGUAAAUACGUACUGUUUAUCGUGGUCGUGUCGUUCUAACGCGUAGCGGCAUCAGUUCGGGGGGUUGCAGGGGGGGAACUGAUCAAUCUUUGUGAUCAUCCUGUUUGUCGUAAAGACUUGCCUAUUUGUUAAGUUUAUUUUUCUAUAUUAUCAAUGUUUAUAUGAGAACCGUCGACAUCCGUAGUUCGUCGGACCUCUCUUGGUAUUCUAUUGACGUGUUGUAAAUUGUAAUUCGUGUUGACUAUUAAGAUUAUAUGUUUAAAUAAAUAGUAGAAGACGUUUUAUUUCUCGAUAUAGUUUAUAAUGUGAAGGUGACGACGAUGUCGUCUUGUUUGUUGAUAAUUGAGUGGCAUGUGAACUGUCCAUUGCGAAGUCGUGAUAUAUAGUAUAUGUAUAAAUAAAUACGUGGAGCAGCA